This is a messenger RNA of Emericellopsis cladophorae, 459 nucleotides long. RefSeq lists its product as uncharacterized. The transcript has 3 exons. The coding region runs from base 1 to 459 and encodes 152 amino acids. NCBI's taxonomy places the organism in Eukaryota, Fungi, Ascomycota, Sordariomycetes, Hypocreales, Bionectriaceae. The record is from RefSeq and is a predicted model, not a curated record.
AUGUUUCGUCGACACCCCGAGGAACAUCUACACCUGCGCCUGCACCGCGCCCGCUCCGUCAUCCUCACAACUCCAGAACUCGUCGAGAUCCGCGCUGCUCAACGCACCUUUGAAGGUGCUUACAUGCGCACGGCCCUCGGUCAAUUCUCCUUCUCUCUGGUCAUCCUCAAGAUCUUCACGGCCGAAUUCUACGCCAUCGGGGCGCUCUUCGCUAUCUACGGCGCCGCCGUGCUUCUCGUCGCGAUAUACCGUCGGUACGAGGGCCACCGCCAGUUCUUCACCGCCCUGACAUCGCCGAGCGAGGGCAGCGACGAGAGCAUCAGCAACAGCGACGAACUCACGGAUAAACCCCUGAGGAAGAGGUUCCGGACCAGCGGGGACUCGGUCGCGCUGCUCACCAUUCUGAGCCUGUGCGCGUACUCGACGUUGCUGGUCCUGACUUGGCGGCUUAUGCCCUGA